This is a messenger RNA of Chenopodium quinoa (quinoa), 477 nucleotides long. RefSeq lists its product as uncharacterized. Lineage: Eukaryota; Viridiplantae; Streptophyta; Magnoliopsida; Caryophyllales; Amaranthaceae. The coding region runs from base 1 to 477 and encodes 158 amino acids. The transcript has 3 exons. The record is from RefSeq and is a predicted model, not a curated record.
AUGGAGCAUAGGACUUUUAGGGCCAUUAAGCAAAUCAACUUUGAUCUCCAUAAUGUGGGUGAGCAACGGUUGCUAGAGCUUCACGAGUUGGAGGAAUUGCGAAUGAACGCCUAUGAUAGUGAUAGCUUAUACAAAGCUAAGACUAAGGCUUGGCAUGAUGCUAAUAUAGUGAAGAAGGACUUUGUUGAAGGACACUUCCAAGUGAGUGAUUUAUGUAGUCGUGGCGGUUUUGAGAUCAUAUUCAAGGGCAAUCAACCAGGAGCAAUUGGAGGGCAAGAGGAAGGAGAAUCAAUGGAGGAGAGUAACCAUACUGUUGACAGUUCCAUUAUGGAAAUCUCAAAUCCAAAUCCACCCCCAACCCCAAUCAUUAUUGACAUUUCAUCUGACGAUGAGGAAGAUGAAAAGUUUAUUCAAGUAGAGCAAAAUCCAGAGACACCUAAACCAAUGGAGGAGGAGGAGGAUGUUCGGAAGGACUAG